UUUCAUAAUGAACAAAUGGUUUUUAUUAAAUUUUCUUAUUUUUGCGAAUAUAACAAUCGAAAGGCAAUACGUUAAUGCCAAUGCCGCCAUUAUAACCAGUGUCAAUUAUGCUUUUGAAACUUUUAGUCCUUACGCUCUGAUACGAUUUUUCGAAUUCAGUGAUAAGGAGUGGAAUAUAACGGAAAAAUGUUUUAGGGAUAUGUAUGUGUAUGUGAAUAGUUUGAGAAGUGGUGAAUACUGGGCCGUUAAAUUGUAUGAUGCUUCUAGUUAUUAUGCCGGUGCAGCUUUUUCCGGAACCUCAUUACGUUUACACAAUCCCAAUGUUUGUCGUCUUUUAUCGAAACAAUUUAAUGAGUAUUUUAAAGUUCCUCGUCAUCAUUCGGAGACUCUACUGUAUGUUUUGCCUUUUGAUGUUCAUCUUAUAUCGGGUCAUUUUCUAAUGGAAAUUGCCCAUGACAAUUUUUUUCGGUUUGAAAAAAUUCAACAAAUGAUUUGUUUUCCGAAAUCAUGCACCAAUACGGAUAUGGAGACAAUUUUAGAUGUUUAUCUCUUUCAAACAACAAUUUUCGUAAGAAAUAUAACAUAUUUAAGUCAUCGAAUUGUAACUGAUAAUUAUAAAAUCUAUGAAGAUUUCAACUUUUAUAUAUUGAUAAUUAUACUCUGUGGCUCAGUGUUAAUACAUCUGACAGUUUUUAUAGCCAGACACUAUAUUGUAGAACUUAAUCGUUCUACAUUAAGUGAGGAAUAUAUGAAAAAACAUGCUGUCGGUUCAUUUAAAGUCAAUAGUCUUAAAAAUGUUGCCGAAUGGAAAAAUACCUUAGAAGGUGUUGAUAUGAAACAAUUUACUAUGAGGCAUUUCGAAACAAAUAAAAAAGAAAGUCUGCCAAAAAUCCUAUCCAGACAGCAUUCCUAUUGUUUUGAAGAACUUUUAGACUACGUAUCACUACCCAAUGUGAUAUAUAAUUUAUUGCAGACUUCUUCCACUCCCCUAUGUGGCUUGAUUUUUAUGUUUUCUUUCUUUUUUAUCUGGUUACAUUUGGUGGCCGAAUAUAGUUUUAUGGCCAAUAACAUGGACUUGGAUUUGUCUAAUAACAAAGUAAAGCAACGUGUUGCUCUAAUCCAGCGUUCAGCUUAUAUAAUGGAUGCAUAUUUUCUGAUUAAUGGUGCUAAUUCAUCUUAUGAUUUCUUCAAGUCAUUACCAAAGGACAAGCUAAAUGUUUUUGAGCAAUUGAAACAUGUUUCUAAACUUGUAGUGAAAAAACUUUUUGGUUUAAUGCCUUCGUAUACAUUUGUGUUAUAUUCAGCUCAAGUGUUGGACAAAUAUUUUUAUCAUAAUGUUAUCUUGGAAUUACCUUCUCGAGAUUAUAAGAAUUGUGCGCAAAACAUGUUUAGUAACAUUUUCUAUAUGGACACAUAUUUUCCACCAACGGAAAGGUGUAUGCCUUGGACUUGGUUUAUAUCAUUGCAAGUACAAUUUUAUGUUACAUCAUGUUUACUAAUGCUACUUGUCGAGAUACAAUUGCGUUAUUCCAUCAUUAUAGGCACCACCAUAUUUUGCAUAUCAAUAGCGGCAGCCACAUUGUGGUCUCUGGGACCCAUCUAUGAGUAUGGUUAUACUACAUCUCUACUAUAUGAACUGGUGAAUUUCAAUUUGAUAUUGGAUAAUAUAUGUUUGUUUAUCAUUCCUCACCUACUGGGCAUUUGUUUGGGUCAUAUCAUUUACAAAAUGAAUCAUAACUUCAAUAUCAAUAUAUUUUUUGUGGUCUCAGGUUGGCUUUUCUCCAUUACUCUCAUAGCUUUUUAUAUAUUUGGUCUUAAUGUGAUUUUGCAUCAUGUUAGUAAGUUGACCAAAGCCAUCCUUAUUGUUACUACCCAUAUAAUUUGGUGUUGUAUUUUAUUUUGGACUAUUAUAUCAGCCAUGUCGAACCAUGGAGGAAAGAAAAAAUAA
This is a messenger RNA of Lucilia cuprina (Australian sheep blowfly), 1948 nucleotides long. RefSeq lists its product as uncharacterized. The coding region runs from base 8 to 1948 and encodes 646 amino acids. The transcript has 11 exons. NCBI's taxonomy places the organism in Eukaryota, Metazoa, Arthropoda, Insecta, Diptera, Calliphoridae. The record is from RefSeq and is a predicted model, not a curated record.